This is a messenger RNA of Schistosoma haematobium, 2906 nucleotides long. RefSeq names its product Craniofacial development protein 2. The record is from RefSeq and is a predicted model, not a curated record. The transcript has a single exon. The coding region runs from base 451 to 1140 and encodes 229 amino acids. Gene Ontology annotation, biological process: chromatin remodeling. Gene Ontology annotation, cellular component: nucleus. NCBI's taxonomy places the organism in Eukaryota, Metazoa, Platyhelminthes, Trematoda, Strigeidida, Schistosomatidae.
UAAUUCCUUCCCCACCCUUUUGUUUUUUCCUGCAGAUGUUGAAUUUAUUUAUUUAUUUAUUUUCGGGUCGAUUGUAAAUAUGCUCAUAUAAUAACUAAUUUAAAGUACAAAUGUGUAGUUGGCUUUUUGUUGUUGCUUGUAGCUCUUCCAGAGUUACUGAUGGUUCCAAGUCUGGGUAAAAGAAGAGGAUUGGGCAUGGGGUCGGUAACCCUAUCACGUAUAGAAAAAAUCUUGCUAAAAAGACACCAACCAGAUUAAACAAGUUAAACCAUUUAAACUCUGCUUUCAGAGAUGAAGGGAGAACUAUGACGCCUCAGGAUGAAAGCCGAGUCCCUUCGGAAGUCAUGAGACCGAUGCCCCUUCUAACAACCAGGGCAACAAUUUUUUAUAGGUAUAUGGAAUCUCCGGACAAUGUGAUAGACCGUGAAGACCAGUCAAAUAUAAACGGAAAUGUGGAGAUACAACAUGGCAGUACUGGCAAUCUGCGAAACUCAUUGGACCCAAGCUGGACAACAAAGGCUAGAUACGGGAGAGAUGCUGCUAUACUCCGGUCAUGAAGAGGAAAAUGCUCCACACACUCAGGGAGUUGCUCUGAUGCUGUCCAAACAAGUACGAAAUGCACUUACUUGGUGGGAAUCUCACGAAUCCGGAAUCAUCAAAGCAUCAUUCAAAACAAAGGAGGGAAUCACGAUGAACGUUAUCCAAUGUUAUGCACCCACCAAUGAUAGUAACGACGACAUUAAAGAUCAGUUCUAUGAGAGGCUGCAAUCAAUCAUAGAGAAGUGCCUAAGAAAGGAACUCACCAUUUUGAUGGGAGAUCUAAAUGCCAAAGUUGAAAUAGACAACACCGGAUAUGAAGAUAUUAUGGGACGACAUGGACUGGGAGAGAGAAACGAAAAUGGAGAAAGAUUUGCAAAUCUAUGUCCAUUCAACAAAUUGGUCAUAGGCGGCAAAAUAUUUCCACACAAACGUAUACACAAAGCUAAAUGGGUCUCAUCGGACCACACCACGGAGAACCAGAUAGAUCAUAUUUGUAUUACUAAAAAAAUCAGAAAGUCAAAGGAAGAUUUGAGAACCAGGAGAGGAGCUGACAUAGCUCCAGAUCACCACCAGCUGGCGGUUGCCAAGAUGAAACUGUAACUAAAGAAGCAUUGGACAAUUGGGGAAACAGCAUUACAUAGGUCCAACACGGCUUUCCUUCAGCAUACUGACAAACUCAACCAAUUCAAGAUAAAUCUCAACAACAGGUUCCAAGCCUUACAUGAUCUACUGAAAGAACAAAAAAACUACUAUGGAGGACAACUGGAAGAGGAUCAAAGAAGCAUUGACUUCAACGUGUUAGGAGGUUCUGGGCCUCAAGAAGCAUCAUCAUAAGGAAUGGAUCUCUAUGGGAACCGUGGACAAGAUACAUGAAAGGAAGAAGAAGAAGACAGCAAUUAACAACAGCUGAAUAAGAGCAGAGCAAGUCAAGUCAAAAGAUGAAUACACUGAGGCAAACAAGCAAGUAAAGAAGAGCAUUAGAGCGGACAAGCAGAAAUAUGUGGAAGGGUUAGCAACGACAGCGGAAAAAGCUGCAAGAGAAGGAAAUAUGAGAUAGCUAUAUGAUAGAACGAAGAAACUAGCGAGGAGAUAUAGUAAACCAGAGGGACCGGUCAAGGACGAAGAAGGCAAUCCAAUCACUGACAUUCAAGGAUGGACAAGCAGGUGUGUGGAAUAUUUGCGGAACUCUUAAAUAAACCGAAUCCACCGGAUAUCGAAGCAGCACUUACAGACCUUCUGUUACAUGUCACUCCACCAACGGUCGAAGAAGUCAGGCAAACUAAGAGUUGGAAAGCAGCAGGACCUGACCAUAUAUCAGCCGAAGCACUGAAGUCAGACAUCGAAGUAAUCGAGAGUACGCUACACGUUCUAUUCAGGAAGAUAUGAUGGGAAGAGCAUGCGCCACAGAUAGACUGGAAAAAAGGACACCUGAUCAAGAUGCCAAAGAAAGAUCUGAGAAAAUGUGAGAACUACAGAGGCUUCACACAAAUGUCAGUACCAGGAAAGGUGUUCAACAAAGUAUUGUUGAACUGGAUGAAAGACUCAGUGGCUGUCUACUAUCUCUCUUCCUUUUUCUUCUGGUGGUCGGCUGGAUUAUGAAGACCUCGACAUCUGAGGGAAAACACGGCAUACAAUGGACAGUUCAGAACCAAUUAGACGAUUUGGACUUCACAGAUGACCUAGCUCUCCUAUUCCAUUCACGCGAACAAAUGCAGAUGAAGUCAGAUAGUGUAGCAGCAGCCUAUACAUCGGUAGGCUUCAACACACACAAAGGAAAAAGCGAUAUCAUGAAUUAUAAGACAAUGAACACCAACCCAAUCACAUUUGAUGGGAAAGCUCUGUAAGAGAUAGAAAGCUUUACUUACCUGGGCAUUAGUAAUAUCGAUGAACAUGGAGGAUCCAAUGCAGACGUAAAGGCGAGGAUUGGCAAAUUGAGGGCAGCGCUUUUAAAAUUGAAGAACCUAUGUAACUCUAAACAACUGUCUGAAAACCAACAUCUAGUCACAAUCUUCAAUACGAACCUCAACACAGUUCUACUACAUGGAGGUCAACCUUGGAGAACUAACACAACCAUUAUAAAAAAUGUACAAAUAUUUAUAAACAGUUGUCUACGUAAGAUAUUGGAUGCCCUUUGGCCGGAUACCAUCAACAACAACCUACUGUGGGAGAGAACAAACCAGAUUCUAGCUGAAGAGAGACUUAGUAAAAGACGUUGUAGGUGGAUAAGACACACAUUGAAGAAAUCAUCAAACUGCAUCACGAGGCAAGCUGUAACUUGGAAUGGUGAAAGGAAAUGGAAAAUAGAAAGACCAAGGAACACACUGUGCCGAAAAUUGGAAGCAUAUAUGAAAAGGAUGUAUAACAAC